AUGUAUAAUGAAAGUAGCAGCAAUAUAAUAAUUACUAUGGAUAAACCAAGAACAAUACUUAUAUACAAUAACAAACCAUACGGAAAAAUGGAAAAAAUCGAAUUGCGUGUAUCGGAUCCAAAUAUAGUUGUAAUUGGAGCUCAUGGACCUAUUAAAGCUCAAAUAGAACCGUAUUUUGAUCCAAUUAGUGGCAAAUUUACAGAAAAUUAUCUGCUGGUUUUCUUUACAUUUCUUAAUGCCUUAUCAUUCAUUCAUUGUACAAUCCAAAAGAACCAUUCCACAACAACUGAAAUUGCUCAAAUUUUAACACCGCUGAAAUCAUCAAAAAUGAUAAGGCACCUUUCAAAACAUUUUAAUGUUGUGACAAUAAAUGAGAAUAAAUUUAUCCUUCGAACAUUACAAAUGUUUGUGCAGCUGAAUCCAAAAAAUGGUUUGUUGGAGACUAUAUAUUUAAAUGUUGCAACAAAUGAUACAGAGCGAUUAUGGUGUAAACAAGAGUUCAAUUUUUACAAGAGUACUUAUAGCGGAGCAUAUAUUAUGACACUUGAAAAUGAGAAGCUUACGGAAUUGAAAAUGACUGGCGCAGAAACUUUUAUUAUUUCGGGAUCAUUGCGUCAAAUUGCUUACACAUUAUCAGAAUUCAUAAAGCAACGUCUCUCAGUCAAUAAUAUUUCCGGAGCAGAAGAAAAUCGUUUACAUAUGCAACUUCGUGUUGAUAUAAGAAAAAUGUCAGAUGUUCAAUUAAUUUCAACAUUUACAACUGAUAUGAUACCAGAUGAUUUCGAAUAUUAUACUGAUAGUAAUGGCUUACAAUUAAUUAAGCGAGCGGAAUAUAAUACAUCUAAUCGACCAGAAAUGAAUUACUAUCCAAUGCCAACAGCAUUGGUACUAAAAGAUUGCUCUAAACGGCUGUCAAUUCUUAGCAAUGUUCCACAUGGUGUUAGAACAUUUGAUAAAAUAAAUUUCGAAAUUAUGCUUGAUCGUCGUUUAAGUACAGAUGAUAGAAAAGGCCUUGGAUUGGAUAAUGAUGGUUUACCGAUGGAUAAUUUACCAGUUAAUAUGGCAUUCACAUUUGUUAUAGAACGAAUGGUACCGGUAAAACAUAAACGGCAACGAUUUGCAUAUAAUACGCUUAAUGCUCAUUUAGCCCUUCAAUCACUCAUUUAUCAACCGAAUAUUUUUAUUUUUUCCGGAAUUCUUGAAAAUUUGCCAUUUCGUCAUUUUCAAUCAUUCCCCUGUGAUGUGCAAUUAUUAACCGUUCGUCCUUUAACAUCCGAUAUAAAUAGACGAUUAAUGAUAUUACAUAGAGCAGGCAUCGAUUGUGACAGUUUGACUCUCCCGAUAUGUCGCGGGAACGAACUUGAUUUAGCGUUAAAAAAAUAUAUGCAAUCGAUCGGCGUAAGAACGGUACAGAAAACAUUAUUGAAUGGUAUUAGGCAAAUAAGCAAAGAAAUGCAUUAUCAAUUAGCGACAUUUUUUCUGGAACCAACCGAUUUUGCAACUUAUCUCAUACGAUUUAAUUAA
Molecule: messenger RNA, 1524 nt
Organism: Cercopithifilaria johnstoni
Lineage: Eukaryota; Metazoa; Nematoda; Chromadorea; Rhabditida; Onchocercidae
Source: the annotation of a GenBank genome assembly